This is a messenger RNA of Mesorhabditis belari, 600 nucleotides long. NCBI's taxonomy places the organism in Eukaryota, Metazoa, Nematoda, Chromadorea, Rhabditida, Rhabditidae. The record is from the annotation of a GenBank genome assembly.
AUGCUGGAUAUGCAUUACACGAAGUUUGGACCCGAGGUGCACAACUUUCACUACAAAGAAGCAGAGGUUCUACACGUCAUUCGAGCAGCCAAGUUUCUUUUUGCUAGUGAAAAUAAGCUUCUACAGGUGGAUGCUCCAGGAAUCAUUGUGGCUGACGUCCGAAGGCAGCUUGAUCUGAUACAACGACUUGAUCAACAUUUUGUGACACUCGGAAGGCCACCGGAAAAACGAUUCGUCUUUUUGGGAGACUAUGUUGACCAGGGUGCAAUGAGUCUUGAAUGUGUGCUACUAUUUGCCCAUAAAGUACAAUAUCCGGAUCACGUCUACUUGUUGGAAAUCACGAACGCAAUUCGAUGGGGUGAAGGUGUGACAAGAAAGAACAUUCAACUACAUGUCGAUCGCGGCCAGAAUUUCGGAGAUCUUUUGUGUGCACGAGUGAUCACGUUGUUUUCGGCAUCCGCUUAUACAAAUCAAUUUUAUUUUAAAAAUGCUGGUGGUGUGCUUUAUGUAAACGAGAAGCUGGACUGUCAACUCGUUGUCUACGUGCCUGAUUGUGGACCCAAAGGGGCAAAGAACCGCGUGGAAAGAAUGAAUCGACUG